Messenger RNA from Asparagus officinalis (garden asparagus), 2495 nucleotides. Its product is annotated as auxin transporter-like protein 3. The coding region runs from base 848 to 2242 and encodes 464 amino acids. The record is from RefSeq and is a predicted model, not a curated record. The transcript is spliced from 9 exons. Gene Ontology annotation, cellular component: plasma membrane. Lineage: Eukaryota; Viridiplantae; Streptophyta; Magnoliopsida; Asparagales; Asparagaceae.
UUUUUUCUUCUCUGCUCGCGCUCAAGCUCCGCUCCUUGCUGCUCGUUCCUCCGUCGCUCUGUGAAUAGGGUUUCCCUUUUAUAGGGAAACCCUAGGGCGAGUUCUCUUCAAUCGGGUGGGAUCCAGCUGGAUCCCACCACAGCUCCGUAGGCGAACUUCGAACAGGCUAGUUCGAGACCCAGCAGGUGAGAUCUACGCUAGCUGUCUUCCACCGCGCAGGCGAGCUCUACAUCCGCCAACAGACGAGCUCCAAUCUCGCCUUCAAACCUCACCAUCAGGCGAGCUCCCGCAUCUGCCCUCACCUACAGAUCUGUAAGUGAGCUCAAACCUCGCCAUCAGGCGAGUUCACCACAGGCGAGUGACUCGCCUCUCCACGCAGGCAAUCUCCUCAACCGCGUCAGGCGAUCUCUGAGUCCUCGCCUUGUCUGCGCCGUCGUCGUCGAGGAUGACAAAUAGAUCCGUAGCCAACUCUCCCCAUGCAUGGAAAAUCUUAACCGGGUGCAGAUCAAUCCUACUCCUACCAUUGGUACAAUGCCGUAAUUUAUGAAGCUGUGCGUUGCCAUCCCUAAGUCUUGCGUGGACCACGACAAAACUCAUCUUGAUGGGCUUUUCAUUUUGCAAUAAAAGUCCUAUCAUGGGCCAGACCGCUCGUGCGCUGCUGGCCAAGCCCGGCCCCAGACUCCCAACUUUCCAAAGAAAAGCAAAGCUCUUAACAAACAGGCGAGCAAAGAGCACGGCACGACAGCAGUAAGCCUUAGAAUGCAUCACCACCUCCCUUUAUAAUCCCCACACCUCCUCUCCGUUCUCACCACCCCAAAACAUACCAAACAAACGAAGCACAGGGGCCAUGGCAUCGGAGAAAGUCGAGACGAUCGUAGCAGGAAACUACGUCGAAAUGGAGAGAGAGACCGAAGACACGGAGAGUUCGAAGAGCAAGCUCUCCAAGCUCUUUUGGCACGGCGGCUCAGCCUAUGACGCUUGGUUCAGUUGUUCUUCUAACCAGGUGGCUCAGGUGCUGUUGACAUUGCCAUACUCGUUCUCUCAGCUAGGGAUGGUGUCAGGGAUCCUGUUUCAGUUGUUUUAUGGGCUAAUGGGAAGUUGGACUGCUUAUUUGAUAACCGUACUCUAUUUAGAGUACAGGACUAGAAAAGAGAGGGAGAAAGUAGAUUUUCGGAAUCAUGUAAUACAGUGGUUUGAGGUUCUCGAUGGGCUCCUGGGCAAGCACUGGAGAAAUAUAGGACUCCUCUUCAACUGCACUUUCCUUCUCUUUGGAGCAGUUAUCCAGCUAAUUGCCUGUGCAAGCAAUAUUUACUACAUAAAUGACAGCUUAGAUAAGAGGACAUGGACAUAUAUUUUUGGGGCAUGUUGUGCAACAUCAGUGUUCAUCCCCUCCUUCCACAAUUACAGAAUGUGGUCAUGUCUUGGCCUCAUAAUGACAACUUACACUGCUUGGUACCUAACAAUUGCGUCUUUACUCCACGGCCAGGUCGAAGGAGUGCAGCAUUCGGGACCCAGCAAGAUGGUGCUAUACUUCACGGGAUCAACCAACAUUCUCUACACAUUUGGAGGCCAUGCUGUUACAGUCGAGAUUAUGCAUGCGAUGUGGAAGCCGCAGAAGUUUAAGCUCAUAUACCUGGUGGCAACAUUGUAUGUGCUGACCCUGACCUUGCCCUCUGCCUCUGCAGUGUACUGGGCAUUUGGGGAUAUGCUUCUAGAUCAUUCUAAUGCCUUCGCUUUGCUCCCAAGGAGUGGGUUCAGGGAUACUGCGGUUAUCCUCAUGCUCAUUCAUCAGUUUAUAACCUUCGGUUUUGCUUCUACUCCACUCUACUUCGUAUGGGAGAAAGCCAUCGGCAUGCAUGAGACCAAGAGUUUGCUGAAGAAGGCCCUCGCAAGGCUCCCUGUGGUGAUCCCUAUAUGGUUCCUCGCAAUUAUAUUCCCAUUCUUCGGCCCCAUAAACUCCACCGUUGGAUCUCUCCUUGUGACCUUCACGGUGUACAUAAUUCCGGCCUUGGCUCACAUGGUAGUCUUUGCUCCAGCUUCAGCAAGAGAGAAUGCUGUGGAGAGGCCUCCGAAGUUCUUAGGAGGCUGGGCUGGUUUGUACUCAAUGAACUGUUUUGUGGUGGUUUGGGUAUUGGUGGUUGGAUUUGGAUUUGGGGGUUGGGCAAGCGUGGUUAAUUUCAUACGUCAAGUUGAUACAUUUGGACUAUUUACCAAGUGUUACCAAUGCCCUCCUAGGCAUUAGGGAGAUGUACAUCCCCUCUACUCGCCAAAAUUGGAGGAAAAAAAAAAAAGCUAAGGGAUAAACAAGUAUUUUGAGAGUGCGUUUGAAAGUAUUGUGUAAGUUCUAGAUUGUAUGUAUUCACUGAUGAAAUGUGAGGCUUGCUCAAGAGACGAGAAGAUUUUUUUUUUUUUUAAUCUUUUUAGAUUCCUGUUAUGUUCUAUCAUUUUAACGGAUAUCGCUACUAAUUAUCAAUCAAGGUGUUGCUUUUAUUUCA